This is a messenger RNA of Laccaria bicolor S238N-H82, 366 nucleotides long. RefSeq lists its product as uncharacterized. The record is from RefSeq and is a predicted model, not a curated record. The transcript is spliced from 5 exons. The coding region runs from base 1 to 366 and encodes 121 amino acids. Lineage: Eukaryota; Fungi; Basidiomycota; Agaricomycetes; Agaricales; Hydnangiaceae.
AUGGAACUCUCGAGGACGCACAUUGCAGGCCCAGUGGUAGUAGAUGCCCAAGGGACGCCCCGUCAAGUGAUUACAAGACAUAUUUAUCUUGGCGACAUCUUGGCGGCUCGUAUCGCUCAAUCCUUAUCGUCUACAUUGUAUCAGUGCCCUCUCGGCGGGGCUUUAGUGACAUGGGCCACAGUAAGCCAAUCCUUCCGAAAAAUUACAUAUUUGUACAAGACUCAAAACCAAGAAGUUGUGGUGUCGGAAGGAUCCCACCGGUGUGAGGUGUCAGAAUUCACCCUGUGCAUGUGUCAAUUUGGGGUGGCCUAUUGUUUUGCAUUCAGCUAUACCUUGGGAGGAGCUAGCAACCCAGUAUCUACCUGA